Penicillium paradoxum is the source of this 2145-nucleotide messenger RNA. RefSeq lists its product as uncharacterized. The transcript is spliced from 5 exons. The record is from RefSeq and is a predicted model, not a curated record. Bases 1 to 2145 code for a protein of 714 amino acids. NCBI's taxonomy places the organism in Eukaryota, Fungi, Ascomycota, Eurotiomycetes, Eurotiales, Aspergillaceae.
AUGGAGCGAGUUGUGAUUGUCGGCGCAGGUCUUUACGGUCUCAUUGCAGCGAAGACAUAUCUACAGGUUCUCGGGGCAUAUGACGAAGACACAGCCGAAAGUACCGAGAUCCCUGAACUUCCUGCAUGUUUUACAGAAAAUCUCGAGAGGUCCACAAAAGCGACCGAAUGUCGUCUUCUUGUGAUUGACUCGGCCUCGGACAUCGGGGGGACUUGGUCGGAGGAGCGCCUUUAUCCCAACUUGUUAAGCCAGAACUCCUAUGGGCUGUAUGAGUUCAGCGACCUUUCUCUCUCCGACGUUGUUCCCGAGGAACAUGAGGAUGAUGCAAGAAACCAGUUCAUUGCUGGCUGGAAGAUCAAUCACUAUCUUCAUACUUGGGUUGAUAAAUGGAAGCUUAAAAAGCACAUUCGACUGAACUGGACGGUUGACGAUAUCAGCCGUCUUGAGAGCAGAGAGUGGAAGCUCAAUAUCAGUGUUUCCACAACCCCAGGGCGGCAUAUCGCCUUAAUUUGCGAUAAAUUGGUCCUAGCUACGGGAUUGACCUCGGUCCCAAACGUGCCGGACAUAAACGGAUCGUUAUUGGCCUCUGGGAGUCCUGCCCGAGUCAUUCACGCCAAGGACGUUGGACAUUGGGCUCGAGAGCAUAUGGGAUACCGGCCGCUGAGAGAACCAGAGUCUGAGGCCGUGAGUGUUCCAGUCAAUGAAUCUCCUUAUGCGCAAUUGAGAUCAGUUGCCAUUUAUGGUGGUGCAAAAUCUUCUUUUGAUCUUGUCCACUUCUUUGCAACUUUGCAUCGUAACGAUUCAAAGCUGCACCUCAAGUCUAGACAGGAAAAGCCAGUUGAAGUGCACUGGAUAAUCCGCGACCGAGGUGUAGGGCCAGCUUGGAUGGUGCCGCCAAUGUCCACUCUCCCAAAUGGUGACACGGUUGCAAGCGACAAGGCUGCAAGCACCCGCUUGCUCACUCAUCUUACCCCUUGCUGCUAUGAGACUCCAAUGCGGCUGUCACUCGGACCCUCAGGGACUCUUCAUUGGGAAGGCUCAUGGCUGGCGCGGCUAUUACAUGGUAAUCCCCUAGGUCGGUGGUGGAUUCGUUGGUUCUGGCGAUCAGUCGAUAGAGGCCUGGAGAAAACAGCACAGUAUGACUCGGACCCGAAGAUGGCAAAGCUACGGCCAGAGAACAGUGUUGUCUCGUGCACAUCUGGCAUUGGGAUCGCGAACCAAGGUGACCUCUGGGAGGCUAUUAGGUUACCGCAUGUCAAUGUCUAUCGAUCGGAAAUCGCAGAUAUUGUGACGAACAGCGCAGAUGAACCCAUGGAUUCAGCGACAAAGGUUGCAGUGCAUUUGGCGGAUAACAAUCGCAUUGAUGAGCUUGAUCUUGUUAUCCACGCAACCGGAUAUAAGCCAAUCGUCCCAAUACGAUUGGAACCUCCAAGUCUCCGCUUGAGAUUAGGCUUAUCGGCCUUGGUAGACGCAGACUUGGGGAAUCGGGAGAUCCUCGAAAGUCCGUUAAUUCCAGCAGAGUCACCAGAGCGAAUUGUUGGGCCCCUUGAAACAACCAUAAAGGAUGGCAUUGAACACUGGGAUGGUCUUGAUCGACAAUCCGAGAUCAUGGUCCGGAAGACUUUGCAUUCAACGAAAUGUGCCCUUCCAGAUCGUAAUCCUCCCUCAUGGGCUAGGUCCCACAAGCUGGUGCCAUAUCGAUUGUUCCGCCGUAUGGUUGCCCCUGAGUUGGUCGCGCAAGGUGAUCGCUCGUUUGCUACGGUCGGAAUAAUUUUGUCAUCGACGAUUGCGGUUGUUGCAGAGGUUCAAGCCCUUUGGGUGGCGGCAUUUCUGACAGGAGAGCUCGAGGGACCGGAGGACACGAAGCCAAUCCCAAGCAAAACGCUGUCCCUUGCGAAUCUUUCUAUUGAAGAGAUGAAGGCAGCUAUCUCGGAGGAUGUGGUUCUGGGCUCAAUGACAGGGACUGGUCUUGAAGUCGAUGCUAUCCAAUACAAUGACAUGCUCAUGCGAGAUCUGGGGCUGAACCCAUACCGGCUUGGAGGAGGAUUGUACACAGAGUUGACCGGCGUGUAUGGGCCUUCAGCAUAUGCUGGAAUUGUAGACGAAUGGAGGAGGAGCCGAGGUCUGGUUGCGAAGCAACUAUAG